GAACAUUGCUUUAUGUAGUCUGAGAUAAACUGCCUGAAAAGACGAGGUAGCCACGGCUAGAAUGCCUUUCAACAUAGGCCUUCUGUAAUGAUGGGAUAAACAACGCCUGGCCUACUUCAUUAACCAAAAAAAACGCAUUUUUAGAUCUGUCAACAUCUUUGGUGAAACGAUCAUGUUAGGUUCGAUAAGAUAAUUCCAGAGCUUAAACACAUUCUCUAAAUAGGUUUUCAUUGAAUCACAAAAAUGAAUGAAUUACAGAGGUAGCUGGCUUUACGCCAAAGAAAAAUCACGUCCCCCCCCCCACCACUUUCUUUAUUUCUUUCAGAAUAGUUAUUAUUAUUUUUAUUAGAAGUUUGUUGGUGGGCAGGAUUGUUAUUACCGCCUUGUUAAGUCACACCCCAAACGGUAGGUUAACUGACCAAAAGGAACAUGAAUAUUAAACAGGUCAUGUGAUCGAGUCUGUUGCUGACAGAAUUCAUCUGCCUUAGAAGUGUUAUUAAAUCUACCGACAGCUGCUAGGCAGCAACAAGCGGUUUUCUCGCUUCGCUGUAUAUUCUAAGCUGCUGUAAAACAUCAAUAUGAAGCUUGAAUAUUUCCAUGAUAAAAAACUUAUUCCACUUUCUGACAAAAACAAAUUAACCAAAUGUAACCAAAUCACUACUCGGGUAAUCUUUGUCUUCAUCCUCUUUGCUGGAUUAUCACAAAUUGGUCUUGGAAUAGGGCUCUUACUCUCAUGCCGCAGCAAUCUAGAAAAUAUAUCCUGUGCCUUCUCUUUAAAGGCACAUCCAUGCACCGGAUUAGUGAUACCAACCUACCUUGGUUGCUUGGUUAUUUGUAUUGCAUUAUUUGGAUUUGGAUUUCUUGGACGCCGAGCUACUGCUAUCUUACUAGCUAUUGCUAUGACUGCAGAAAUCUACUUUGGUUUAAUGUCAAUCUAUGCUGAACCAAUUUUAUUUACUGACUAUUUUCGAGUUUUUAAUUCAGUUCAAAUAUGUCCCCAGAAUUCCUCCAGCCCAGAUAAUCUUAUAAAAUGCUGGAAUGGGAUCACACAAUUAUAUCCAUAUUGUUUUCUCUACAGAAAUUUAAUAAGGACAGACUGUAUGCAAGGAUAUGAUCUUUAUUUCUCACAAUUUAAUGAAACUUUAUCAUCAACAAACAUUGAACCAUGUGUCACUGAUAUUAGCAUGGCUGUGAGUUCCAUUUAUACAGGUUAUCGAUAUUUUGCAGGUCCUCUUAUGUUGCUAAAUGCCACAAUCUGUCUUUUACUAGUUCCAGGUUUAGAUUUCUUAUACCAACAAAAUAUAGAACUGAAUGAAUCUCAUGUGGUUUCAGGACCAAAAGAACUUCAAAGACAAAAUAUUUCUUCAUCUGUAUGAUCCAAUGGACCCUCUUUUCUACAUUUGUAAAUUAUCAUUUGAAUAUGGAAAGAAAAUUCACAUUUCACAAUAAAAAUGGUCUCAUCUAGCAGAUAAAAUUAAACAGAGAAGUACUGGAAAUACAUCUCAUUAAAAUAUUUAGUACUCUCUUCUAAAUAUCUUUGUUCCCAGCUGUUAUGAAAAGACUCUCUCUCUUUUGGAAUUGGAGCCAAUAUAAGAGUGAUCUUAUAUUAUACAAACAUUAAGAAAAUAUAUCAGUUUUCAGAUGACAUCAGCAUAUUAAUAGCUGAAGCUAAAAACAAACUGGUCUGAUAUAGAGAACAUAUUAUUUAUUUCACAUCAUGCAUGCUCUGGAUUUACACAAACUAUGAUUAACUUUAAAUCAGAAUGUGCAAGAGUCAAGUGACUUCAGAUCUAUGCCAAAUUUAUAUAACCUAUAAUAGCUAAGAGAAAAUGGCUUAUUUGUUGAAAUUAAAUUCUUGAAAAGAAAGAAUCUACUUUAUUGGUCUCUAGUACUAAUUAAUGAAGUACUGAUGUUGAAGUAAUCAUUGAUUCAUUAUGUGUCACAUGUCAUAUAUAAUAAGUUGUUGCAGUUCAGAAUAUGUACAUAUAAACUAUAUACAUAUUUAAAGUUGUCAGCUACUACUUCCAUUGUAUGUAGUAGCAUUGGCUUUGCUUCAAACUGGUCUGGUUUUGUGGAUUAUUUGAUACAUUUUAGGAAGAUUCCUUCUGAGGUAUCAAUGUCACUAUUACUGAUAAUCAAAACUGGAUAACUUAUUGUCAAAUGAAUAUUCUUUCACAAACCCACCAUUAUCUAAUUGGACUUUAACACUGAUUUAUUAAAAUAUUAUUUCAUUUAUAUUUCAAAUGUUCUGAAAUUGAAAUUAUUAUUGCUCUCUCUUUCCCUCUCUCUCUCUGCCAGUGGUAAAGUGACAGAAUCAUUAAAGCAUUAGACAAAAUGCUUUGCGGUAUUAGUGCAAGCACUUAGUAUUCUGAGUUCAAAUCUGACUGAGGUCAACUUUGCCUUUCAUCUGGGGUUGAUAAAAUAAAGUACCAACCAGGCACUGAAAUUGAUCCAUUGAUAUACCCCAAAGUUUCAGGCCUUUUAUCUGUGUUAGAAACAGCUAUAAAGACAAAAGAAUGAAUAAAAAUAGUAGGAAUUACUAAUAUAAUGGAAGGGAAGAUAGACUGAUGGUAGAAACAGAUAUUUAGCUCUUCCUCCUCCUCUUCCUAUAUGCACCAUCAACUGGAUGAUCAAUUCUUGAUCACUUUUUUAAAUAAACUCUUGCUAUUGUGAUCAGUUUUGGAUAGUUCUUUGCUGUUGGUGUAAAGAUUGGUUGCUUUUCUACUGUCUAAUAUCAUUUAUCAAGCUGGUCUUACAUUUCUGAGUUCAAAAUAGAUAAUGCCUUUCACUCUUCUUGAGGGUUGAUAACAUUUUGGAGUUGAUUUUUGUGGAGGCGCAAUGGCCCAGUGGUUAGGGCAGCGGACUUGCGGUCAUAGGAUCACGGUUUCGAUUCCCAAACCGGGCGUUGUGAGUGUUUAUUGAGCGAAAACACCUAAAGCUCCACGAGGCUCCGGCAGGGGAUGGUGGCGAACCCUGCUGUACUCUUUCACCACAACUUUCUCUCACUCUUAUUUCCUGUUUCUGUUGUGCCUGUAAUUCAAAGGGUUGGCCUUGUCACACUGUGUCACGCUGAAUAUCCCCGAGAACUACGUUAAGGGUACACGUGUCUGUGGAGUGCUCAGCCACUUGCACGUUAAUUUCACGAGCAGGCUGUUCCGUUGAUCGGAUCAACUGGAACCCCUGACGUCGUAAGCGACACAGUGCCAACAACAGCGGAGUUGAUUUAAUUAACUGCAUUCUUUACCCUUUAUAAAUAAGCUGUGUCUUAAGAAAGAAAACAUUAAUUCAAAUGGUAUUCCUAAAACUUUUGUUUUAAGCCAUGAUUCAACAAAGAAAAGGUUUAGCUUAAGCAUUUGCCAUUAGCAAUAAAUAACAUAUAUAUUAUUUUUGUUUGUAACUUACUUUGAUACCAUCAAACCUUGUUAUUUACACCUGAAAUGCCUUAACACUUCAACAUUGCAAUAUGAAAUAUUUCAUUUUCUACUUGGUAUUUUGUGUAUAACCAAACUGAUAAGAAGGCAACUUAUUUUGUAAGUAUAUUGAUGAUGCAAUGACUGCGUUGGUGAGAAAGCAAAGAAAAUAAUAAUUUACUUGUACUGAGAAGGACUGUGUAAAAUCUGUCAGAAAAGUCAUAACAUUUUUAAAACUGAUCCAUCCAUCCAUCCAUCCAUCCAUCCAUCCAUCCAUCCAUUCCUUCCUUCCUUCCUUCCUUCCUUCCUUCCUUCCUUCAAUCAAUCCAUCCAAAGAAUUUGAGGGAAUUUCUGUGUGGUCACUUUAAUCUACUAGGAAUAGCAGCCAAAUCUCUAUCAAGUAUAAUUUCACCAUCUUAAACAAGGAUGGAUACAUUAAAUAAUGUAGUUCUAGAUAAAAUAUACCAGAAAUAAAGAUGGGAUGGUCACGGCUGCAAUGUUUUUUUAUAAUAAGUUUGCUCAAUUAAGGUUGAGCUGGGUUAAACAACAACUCCACCAACAAUUGCAUUUAUCUCAACAUGUCAUUUUGAGUAAACUAUGACAUUAACAGAUCAUAUCUAUUGUUACAUUUUUCUAAUUGAUGAUUUUUUAAUCAAAAUGUUUUGUAAUAAAAUAUGUUGAAAAACA
Molecule: messenger RNA, 4097 nt
Organism: Octopus bimaculoides (California two-spot octopus)
Lineage: Eukaryota; Metazoa; Mollusca; Cephalopoda; Octopoda; Octopodidae
Source: RefSeq, a predicted model, not a curated record